AUGUGCCGUAAUAUAGGAGUAACAAUAUUUUUAUUAUGGCUUAAUAUAAUUAAAGUUCACAGUGAAAAUAUCUGUGCAUUUUCUGACAAAUCUUACCGUGCUACUGGAUUGGUGAAUGAUGAUGAUACAGACAAUGCUGUCAAAUACUCUGAUGGAACUGGAACAAUUGGUGAUAAAUCAUUGUAUGGCGGCGAGAUAUUACCCGAUAAUAAAACCAUACGCUGUGUAGAGGAGAAGACAUAUUGUUUCACAUUAUGGUCAACAGACGCAAAUAACAAAAGUCAAAUUAGCGUCAUCAAACAAGGAUGUUGGAUAGGAGGAGAUGUAUGUACCAGCAACAACUGUUUAUCAGAAACAGCACCCAAACCAAUACCAACUACCAACAGUUCCCAACAAUCUAAGUUCUGUUGCUGUACAGGUCAUCUUUGUAAUGAAAAUAUGACAGAUAUUUAUAUUCCUAGUCUCCAUACUACAGCCAUACCAG
Molecule: messenger RNA, 484 nt
Organism: Lottia gigantea (owl limpet)
Lineage: Eukaryota; Metazoa; Mollusca; Gastropoda; Lottiidae
Exons: 3
Cellular component (GO): membrane
Molecular function (GO): transmembrane receptor protein serine/threonine kinase activity
Source: RefSeq, a predicted model, not a curated record